GUCAACUUGUUCGGCAUUCGCUCGCAAUACGCACUUGUGUACGGUCGUGUUCUCGCGUCGAAUCCAAGCAUAAUACAAAGCCCAAAACAGUUAAAGUUCAAAAAAACAUCAUUGCGUCGCCUGUCGGUUGCAAUUGAAAUCAAUUGAGUGCAAUUUGCGAGUGCAAAGUUUUUCUUCGAGCGAACUAAACAAAAAUGUUUGCCUAAGACAAUUUCGUUAAUUCAUCUGUGUCGCGUGUAUCGCUUGUUUGCCAAGUAAUCAGCGCCAAAAACCAAGUCACUGCCAUCAACUCCAAUCGACAAACAUAAACAAAGAGGCAACAACCAUGGCCGACGAGAGUCUGCACACAAUGCCGCUGGAGCACAAUAUAGACUAUCACAUUGUCACAUUGUUUGAGCGCUUGGAGGCGAUGCGCAAAGAUUCGCACGGGAACGCCAUCAACAAUCGACUCUCGAGCACCCUGCAGGUGCCCAAGCGCAGCAUGCAGGCCGAGAUACGCACUCUGGAGUUCUGGAGAUCCAUCAUCAGCGAGUGCCUAGCCUCGUUCCUGUAUGUGUUCAUCGUAUGUGGCGCAGCUGCGGGCGCCGGUGUGGGUGCCAGUGUCUCCUCCGUGCUGCUGGCCACGGCGCUCGCCUCCGGCCUGGCGAUGGCAACGUUAACGCAGUGCUUUCUGCAUAUAUCGGGCGCUCACAUCAAUCCGGCCGUAACUUUGGCCUGCUGCGUGGUGCGCAGCAUCUCCCCAAUCCGAGCUGCCAUGUACAUGACCGCCCAGUGCGGCGGAGGCAUCGCAGGUGCCGCCUUGCUCUACGGUGUCACCGUGCCGGGCUACCAGGGCAAUCUGCAAGCCGCGAUCUCUCACAGCGCCGCGCUGGCCGCCUGGGAACGCUUCGGCGUGGAAUUCAUACUGACUUUUGUUGUGGUGCUCUGCUAUUUUGUCUCCACCGAUGCCAUUAAGAAGUUCAUGGGCAAUUCGGCGUUCGCCAUCGGCGCAGCAUACAGCGCCUGCUGCUUUGUGUCGAUGCCAUAUCUGAACCCGGCGCGUUCUUUGGGUCCAUCGUUUGUGCUCAACAAAUGGGACAACCAUUGGGUAUACUGGUUCGGUCCACUCGUUGGCGGCAUGGCCUCGGGCCUGGUAUAUGAGCAUAUAUUCAGCUCUCGGCGCAGUGUGCGACAUGCCAAGGGCAGCAUUGACAACGACUCGAGCUCCAUACACUCCGAGGAUGAGCUCAAUUACGACAUGGACUUGGAGAAGCCGAAUAAGUAUCAGCAAUCCCAGGGCACCUAUCCGCGUGGGCAAUCGAAUGGUGGCGGUGCCGCGGCGGCCCAGCAUGCCGCUGCCAACAUGGCGCCAAUGGGCGUAGUCAACGCAGGCGCUGGCAACUACUGCCAGAAUCUGUACACCGCACCGCCGCUCUCCUCCAAGUACGAGCAGCAGCAACAGGAGCCGCUCUAUGGCGGCACUCGCUCCCUCUACUGCCGCUCGCCCACGUUGACACGCAGCAAUCUGAACCGUUCGCAGUCGGUGUAUGCCAAGAGCAAUACGGCCAUCAAUCGUGACAUUGUGCCACGUCCUGGACCGCUGGUCCCAGCACAGAGCCUCUACCCACUACGCACACAUCAGCAGCAGCAGCAGCAGCAGCAACAGCAGCAGCAGCAACAACAGCAUCAGCAGGCAGUCACGGCAACUCAAUCGUCUCAUCUGCAAAACCAGAACGUGCAGAAUCAAAUGCAACAGCGUACAGAGAGCAUCUAUGCCAUGCGUGGAUCCAUGCGCGGACAGCAGCAACCGCUGCAGCAGCAACAACAGCAGCAACAGCAGGCGCCAGUUGGCAUGCAGCAACAACAACAACAACAACAGCAGCAGCAGCAACUGCAUCAAGGAGCGCAGCUCAUGUCGGAGCCACAGACACAACCACAGGGCUUCCAGCCGGUCUAUGGUUCACGCAACAAUCCCACACCGUUGGAUGGCAAUCACAAGUUCGAGCGUCGGGAUCAGCAGCAGCAGCUCUAUGGCAUGACCGGUCCGCGCAAUCGUGGUCAGUCGGCGCAAUCCGAUGACAGUUCGUAUGGGUCGUAUCAUGGCUCAGCAGUCACGCCGCCGGCGCGUCAUCCCAGCGUGGAGCCCUCCCCGCCGCCGCCUCCCAUGCUGAUGUAUGCGCCACCGCCUCAACCCAAUGCAGCUCAUCCACAGCCCAUACGCACGCAAUCGGAGCGCAAGGUUAGCGCACCCGUUGUCGUUUCACAGCCGGCUACCUGUGCCGUUACCUACACCACAUCGCAGGUGCCCCCGACGAUCACGACCUCAACAGCACAGCAGCAGCAGCAACAGCAGCAGCAGCAGCAGCAACAAAUGAUGAUGCAGCAGCAGCAGCAGCAGCAGCAGGCACAUCAGCAGCAUUAUGGCAUGUUGCCGUUGCGACCGAACUGAAAGCGGCUCUCCUGGGGUCCCGUAACGACGCCGCCGCCAACAAUACACGCCGCACUCGCGAUCCAUCCCGCCGGCACCAUGACCCUGCACAGCUGCAGCCUAGCCAAGCAGAGCAGUUUGUUUUAGCUCACAGCUAACAACAACAGUUGUCCGGGCAUCCAAAGGAAAUGUGCGCAAAGUCCUAGCAUUUAGCUCAACCCAAUACCCAACACGUUUAAGUGCAGUUUAGACUUAUUUACCCUAGCUAUAUACACCUAUAUAUAUAUAUAGAAAGCCUAGAGAUAACAAUCGAAACAUAGCCACAAUGUAUUAAUAAUGUACGUCAAGUAAAACGGAACUCACACCUAGCAACAGCAACAACAAUAACCUUAAGUCACAAUAGAAUAUACGUAACACCCGAAUCCUAACUAAACCUAAUACUAUUCUAUAUCAUGGAAUAAGCGUAUAUAACAUAUUCUCUUACUAAAGUAUACCCCGUACAUUUAAUUAGGUCUGACAAAUUUCCAAGCAUUUUUAUUAAUUUUGUUGUUUUAAUUUUUUUUUUAAAUUCGUUAACCCUUUGCUUGGAAAUUGUAUAUUUAAUUUUUUGAUAAUGUAUUUAAGUAUUCGAAUUUGCUUUAACAAUUUUUUUAUUUAAUAUAAAGCUCAGUUUACAGCGUCACAUUUGUAAAAUCUCGACUAUUUAAAUGCCAAAUUUUUAAUUUUUUUCUAAAGCCUAAAUUAAAUUGUUUUAUAGAAUCACAUAUAAAUUUGUAUAUACAUAAAUUCUGAUGAAUAUUUAAAGUAAAUGUUACUAUUAACGAUAUUUAUGUAAAUGGUAGGCUAAUAUGCCUUAAAGUCGGCAUAUAUAUAGCAUAUAUAGGUAAUAUACAAAUAAAUACAUUACUCAUGAUAAAUUCUAUUUCUAUUAAUUGUAAUACAAUGUGUAUUGAUAACAUUGAAAAAGAAAACUAAGAUAUAUACUUAUAUAAAAUACAAGAACUGUUCUGUAACCUAGAUAAAAACAUUUAAUUAAAUUCUAUUUAGAACUUGCCUAAAAUACUCUCUAAUUUAAGAACAAAAUGACGAACCAGAAUGGUAAAAGUUGCCAAACAUUUUUAAGGCUAGAGUAACGAGCUGCACAGUUGGUUCGCUGCCAGCUGCCAGUUAAUGUCACAGGGACAUGUGAAUAAACAUACGAGGAAAAUUGUUCUAGUUGCGGCAAUUACAGUAACUUACUGUCAACUCUAACAAAGGGAUAAGCAAAGGGAAAGCAUAACAGUUUACAACUGAAAUUUCCCAAAAGGCAGAAAUUCCCUCGAUGCAGUGUUGCACAAUUAUGCAAGACUGCGAAGCUAGUGCAGUGCUAAGAAAUCGCAAAGUUAUGCACGCACUUUAAAACACUGCUGUAGCGCUUUUUUGUAUUUGCAUAAAUAAAGAGUGAAUAUUUAGCAUUUGA
Molecule: messenger RNA, 3866 nt
Organism: Drosophila virilis
Lineage: Eukaryota; Metazoa; Arthropoda; Insecta; Diptera; Drosophilidae
Gene: bib
Product: big brain
Biological process (GO): transmembrane transport
Cellular component (GO): plasma membrane
Molecular function (GO): channel activity
Source: RefSeq, a predicted model, not a curated record